AUGAACGGCAUCACGCGCAACGCGACGCUCGCGGCGCGCAAGCAGCUAUCCGCAGCAAGCUUCGUCUGCCGCACCUGCCGUCAACAUCGGCAGCGCCGGCCGUACUCGAGCAACGUCGUCCCGCCGCCGCCCGCUCCGCCCACCGCCGGCUACGCGGCCCUCCCGUCGCGCCGUCUCAUCUCCGUCGCCGGCCCCGACGCCGCCAAGUUCUUGCAAGGCGUCAUCACACGCAACAUCGCGUCCAAGGAGGCCCGCGAGCGACAGACGGGCUUCUACGCCGCCUUCCUCAACGCCACCGGCCGCGUGCUGCACGACGUUUUCAUCUACCCGGACAUCGCCGGUCUCGGCGGCGCCGCGGCGGCCGAGUCCGAGCAGGCCGGCACCCGGUUCCUGAUCGAGGUCGACGCCAACGAGGCCGAGAGGCUGGCGAAGCACAUCAAGCGGUACAAGCUGCGGGCCAAGCUCAACGUGCGGCUGCUCGCGGCAGACGAGGCGACCGUGUGGCACGCCUGGGACGACGGUGGGAAGCCCAUCACGACGGACGCCGCGCUGCUGAGCACCGUCACCAAGGACCCGAGAACGCCCGGUUUGGGAUACCGCUUGCUGCAGGGCAGGGACACGCCGCCGCCCCUGGACCUCGACGCGACGACCGAGGACAGCUACACGAUCAGGCGGUACAUGCAGGGCGUCGCCGAGGGCCAGGACGAGAUCAUCCGGGAGCACGCUCUGCCGCAGGAGACGAAUAUGGACUACAUGGACGGAAUCGACUAUCACAAGGGCUGCUACGUGGGACAGGAGCUCACGAUCCGGACGAAGCACCGCGGAGUGGUGCGUAAGAGGAUACUGCCCUGCAUGGUGUACGAAAUGGAUAGGGCCGUCCCGCAGACGCUGCAGUACCGGCCGGAGCAUGAUGCGGACCACGGCCCCGAGGGCCUGCCCGCAGAGACGAUACCGCGGGAGACGAGCAUUGGCAGGUCGGGGAAAAGGGGCAGAAGCGCGGGCAAGUGGCUCAAGGGUGUCGGAAACGUCGGCCUGGGGCUCUGCCGUCUGGAGAUCAUGACGGACAUUGUCCUCCCUGGCGAGACGGCCGCUUCGACCUUUGACCCGGCCGACGAGUUCAUGUUGCAGUGGGGCGAGGAGGACAAGAAUAACACUGUCAAGAUCAAGGCAUUCGUGCCAGAGUGGUUGAGAAACGGGUUGGCAUCUGCACGGUAG
Molecule: messenger RNA, 1215 nt
Organism: Colletotrichum higginsianum IMI 349063
Lineage: Eukaryota; Fungi; Ascomycota; Sordariomycetes; Glomerellales; Glomerellaceae
Product: Folate-binding protein YgfZ
Exons: 1
Coding region: 1-1215 (404 amino acids)
Cellular component (GO): mitochondrial matrix
Molecular function (GO): protein binding
Source: RefSeq, a predicted model, not a curated record